Messenger RNA from Gilbertella persicaria, 3646 nucleotides. RefSeq lists its product as uncharacterized. Gene Ontology annotation, cellular component: cytoplasm. The record is from RefSeq and is a predicted model, not a curated record. Gene Ontology annotation, biological process: signal transduction; actin cytoskeleton organization. Bases 102 to 3455 code for a protein of 1117 amino acids. The transcript is spliced from 11 exons. Lineage: Eukaryota; Fungi; Mucoromycota; Mucoromycetes; Mucorales; Choanephoraceae.
GUUUGUUCUUGUUGAUUUAUAUCUCCUCCCCCUUUUUUUAUUUUUGUUUCUUUUCUUCUUCUUUUCUGAUAUUUGAAUGUGUGUGUAAUUAUACCAAUAAAAUGAGCCAACAUCAGCACUCUCCAACAUUGACAUCCUCACCAGCUUCUAUUACAAAACACACACUCAUUUGUUCAAAAUGCAACUUACCACUAGGAGAACAGCUUGUAAGAGCCUUGGACAACGCUUUUCAUCCCGAGUGUUUUACUUGUUGGGAUUGUAACAUACCAGUUGCCUCAAGAUACCUACCACAUCCAACAGAACCGGGGCAACCUUUAUGUGAAAAAGAUUAUUUCAAGCGGUUAGACCUUGUGUGUGCCCACUGUGACGAGGCCUUACGUGGAACGUACAUUAUCGCACUCGACAAAAAAUACCACACAAACCACUUUACUUGCAGCGAUUGUUCUACUGUAUUUGGACCAGAAGAUUCGUAUUAUGAACAUGACUCCAAAGUCUAUUGUCAUUUUCAUUACUCUACUCGAUUUGCUGUAUCUUGCACUGGUUGCGAUAUGUCAAUAUUAAAACAAUAUGUCGAGAUUGAGAAAAAUGAUAGUGUAGAUCACUGGCAUCCAGAGUGUUAUAUGAUUCAAAAGUUUUGGAGUGUUCGAAUCGCACAUCCUACAUUAAAAGAAAAUGAACCUGUUGUAUCUCAAACUUAUAAACCACAGACACCAUUAGAACUACUAAAGACACAAAAAGAAAUGGAAGAAAAGGUAAUCAGUAUUUGGUCUGUUUUGUCUGCAUUUGAAGAAUCAUCCGCCGUUUGUAUAUCUGAAAUGCUCUUGCAUGUCUCUAAUGGUGCUUAUAUUGAGAGCAUUUGUUUGUCAGAACGAUUUCUAGUGCAUGUAGAGGCUUUGUUUGCUGGUAUAGACAAAAUUCAUUGCGUAUAUCUGGAAUAUAAGCAGACAGAAUUCAAAUAUACCAGAGAAGCCAAAAUGCUAUGUAAAAAGAUUAUCAACUUUUUUUCAUUGCUCUCCAGAACAGGCAACAUUGAGAUGAAAAAGCUGGGAAGCACACAAGAGUUAUUGUCACUUGUUACUGGCCUAGCUCAUUAUCUCAAGAUUCUUAUUCGAUUGGCAUUAACAUCGGCCUUGCGCUUGGAAAUCAUAGUUGGAAAGCCUAUUUGCGUUUCGCGUCUACUUGCCAAGCUUAUGGAGAUUCCCGGAAAGGAAAGACAUAGUCGGGAUAGUCAACGUUUGAUUAAACCAAAAAACACAGAUUACUGUCAACUAUGUGGGAUUACUAUUGAAGACCAGUGUAUGCGAUAUGGUGAUUAUCGCUGGCAUAUAAGUUGCUUUAAAUGCAGACAAUGCUCACGCCAGCUCGCUGUUAAUGAAGAUGCUGUUUUCAACUCAACUUCUUGCACUAUUCACUGUCUUCAAUGCACUGGAUUUACCAAAAAAGAAGCAACUCCUUUUGAGUACAUUACAAAGCUAACUCAGUACAGCUUCCUAUUGCGUGUUGCGCUUAGCCGUCUUUGUAACUUACUCCAGAUUACAGACAAUCAACUUUCAUCUGUAGACUAUUCAACCAAACUCAAAUCACCCAACACCAUCUUUAAAGAUGCCAAUGCCAAUGUACAAUUGUCACCUUCUGCUGAAAAACAACUGACUCUGAUGACAGACGAAAGAAUUCAUCAAGCUGAUAUUUUUCCAACAGAAAUUGUGGAUACUAGAAUUGCAAUGUCUUCUACAACAAAACUUGACAGAAAAAUGUCUCGAUCAUUCAAAUCUGCCAAUAAGCGUUCUACCAUUCUUGGUAAUGCAGAUUUGGCUGCAUCUCUUCGUUCUCAAACAGAUACACUCACACGCAAUAUACCUUCAAUUCCUCCUACCCGUAUGGAUAGUUUACAACGCAAUCAGCAGCAACAUGUUAUGGCUCAACACAAAGAUCUCCCUGAAUUGCCACAGACACAACGCAACAUAACUCGUCAUAAGCCAACACGGAGUGUUGGUUUGGAUGAUUUGCCUCAAAUGGUAGCUGAUGUUGUUUCUUCCAAAAAGACUAAUCAUGUGUCACAAAACCUGCAUAUCACCACAGGCACUUCUGGUCGACCACGCAUCUACCUUUCUGAGCUGUCAGCACUUCAAUAUAUGAUUAUUCGAUAUGUAGCUGUGGUUCAGAUUGAAGACAUUGUCAAAAAUUCAUUUUCAUCUGGCGAGUUGUUUAAUUUGAUUGAAACAAAGAAAUCGUCAAUUUGGGGGAAAUUCUUUUCUUUCAAAAAGCAAAAGAGUCAUAUGCCAAAGGCCAAGGAGGAAGGUACUUUUGGUGUACCUUUGGAUCUCUUGACAGAAAGAACAGGCGUGGAAUCAAAUUUGGGUUCUGGACAUUCACCUGUCAAACUAGCAUCAUUUAUUGACGAUUCAAUCACAGCCAUGCGACAAAUGGAUAUGACAGUAGAAGGCGUAUUUAGAAAGAAUGGUAAUAUUAGAAGGUUAAAGGAAUUGACAGAAGCUUUGGAUCGUAACCCAAGCGAAGUGGAUUUGGCGCAAGAAAAUGUUAUACAAGUAGCUGCCUUACUUAAAAAGUUCCUUCGUGAUUUGCCUGAUCCUUUAAUGACCCAUCGCUUGCAUCCAUUGUUUAUGUGUAUUGAGAGAAUCGAAGAUCCUUUAGAACAAAAGAGAGCAUUACAUUUAGCAUGCUGUAUGUUGCCUCGAUGUAACCGUGCUACAAUGGAAGUCUUGUUUGUCUUUUUCAGAUGGGUGGCAUCAUUCUCUCAUGUUACAGGUGAUGUUGGUAGUCGUAUGGAUAUUCCUAAUCUGGCUCGAGUUAUUGCACCAAAUAUUCUGACAGCAAAUCAUAAAGAUCCACUCAAGGACGACUCAUUUGCAUCUAUUCGAGUAGUAGAAAUAUUAUUGGAAUCCUAUGAAGAGUUUUGCUUGGUGCCUGAUGAUUUAGAAAUUUUCUUAGAGGACCCUAAUCUUAGUGAUGUUGAUAUCUCGCCCAAGGAAUUCUUGAAACGAGUAGAACAAACAGUGAGACAUAAGCACAAUCCUAAUGCAAGCUCUUCAUCAAAAGUAAGCCUGCAAUCUACUGCACAAGAAGGCAUCAAACUCUUUGAUGGUACAGUCACAGAUGGUCGUCAACAUCCCCCUACGUCCAUUUAUGCACAGCAGCAAUUUUUACCCUAUACCAAUAACCAUCCCAAUUCAGAUUUUGUGCCUCAACAACUCAACAUGAGAUACCACCAUACUAACAACAAUACCAUUUCUCCUCCUCGUCGUAUGGAUAGUCAUGAAUCAUUUGCUUCUCAUCAUCCUCAACCUUACGACGCACAAUCAUCACCAAAACAUAGAUACGUUCCUCAUUAUCAACAACAGCAACAGCAACAACAUUACUAUCAACAGCAAUCACUAGGUAAUGGUCCCCAUCCUAAUCCUACUACCUCUGCUGCUAUUCCUGCUCCUUCUCAUUAGUAUUGUACAAAAAGAAAGAAAGAAAAAGAGGAGAGCUUGUCUUUUUAUUACCGUUAUUAUUUGUUUGUUUUAUUUCAUGACAUUUCAUAUCACACAAGUACUCGUCACACAUCUCACUCUUCUUUAUUUUCGCUUCGUAUCCUUAUUCAACAUUAUACAUAUAUAUAUCCUUAAAUACACAUACAUAUAUA